CGGCUGUUACCCCGCUCCAUGCCCUGAAUGAAUGGACGCACCCCCGGCGCAACGGAGCUCAACUGUAACGUUUAACACCCAGCGACGCCAGCCGACCUUCCCCAACUCACUUCUUCCGCAACGAACCACGCGCCCUGCAAACGUACCAACCCAAUGGCGAGCAAGAUGGCCUCCUGCAUCUUCUGCAAGAUCAUCAAGGGCGACAUCCCCUGCUUCAAGCUCUUCGAAAGCGACAAGACGCUGGCCUUCCUUGACAUCAACCCCCUCAGCAGAGGACACGCCCUCGUGAUCCCCAAAGUGCACGGCGAGAAGCUGACCGACAUUCCUGACGACCAUCUGACCGAGAUCCUGCCGGUCGCUAAGAAGCUCGUCCUAGCGACGGGCGCGCAGGAGUACAACAUCCUGCAGAACAACGGGCGCGGGGCGCACCAGGAGGUUGGGCAUGUUCAUUUCCAUAUGAUCCCCAAGCCCAACGCGACGGAAGGACUCGGCAUCAGCUGGCCGCAGCAGAAGACGGAUAUGGACCAGCUCAAGGCGCUGUUUGAGGAGAUCAAGUCUAAGAUGUGAAUGUGAGCGUCCC
Thermothielavioides terrestris NRRL 8126 is the source of this 580-nucleotide messenger RNA. RefSeq lists its product as uncharacterized. The transcript has 6 exons. The record is from RefSeq and is a predicted model, not a curated record. Gene Ontology annotation, biological process: nucleotide metabolic process. Lineage: Eukaryota; Fungi; Ascomycota; Sordariomycetes; Sordariales; Chaetomiaceae. Gene Ontology annotation, molecular function: catalytic activity. The coding region runs from base 154 to 567 and encodes 137 amino acids.